CAAAUACGCCUAAAUGGUUUACAUAAUAGUACUCUAACUCUGAAUUCCUUGUAUCAUAAUUUUUACUCAUGUACUACCUACAUAAUAUAUAACAAAGUACAAUGUGACAAAUGUGUUGAAUUGUGAAUGAUGAUUAAAAUCCUGUUUUGCAACUUUUGUGUUAGUCCAAUUUUUUUAGUUUUGCCGAAUAAGGUGUUUUCGUUUUUUAAAUCAACAUAAAUUACAGAUAUUUGUGAAUAAGAAGACAAUAUCUUAGAUUGGGAAGUUACUAAAGUUUUCACUUUUAAAGAAAAGUCAAUUAAUGAUGUUGCGACGCAGUUUGUUUCGUUUAUUGAGGCUGCGAAAUCUUGUAUUUGUAACGUUACUAGUCAUCGUGUUAUAUUUAGUAAAGUCAUUGAGUUAUUCUGAGUCUGAUAAGCUAAUUGUUAGAAGAGAAGCUUUAGCUCACUCAGAUGAGCUGAUGAAUCAUGAUACUGCUGUACUACAUGCUCCACCCGAUUUGAACAAGGCUGUUAAUAAAGAGAACCAUUUUGUACCAAAGAGUUUGAAGAAAAUAGACUGGCAUAACUAUGAACAGAUAAGCAGUGAGAGGAAACGUGUGGGUAUUGGUGAACAAGGUCUCCCAGCGCAUUUACCAAAAGAAGAAUCAGAUUUAGAAGAAUCAUUGUAUUCAGUGAAUGGUUUCAAUGGUGCUCUAAGUGAUAAAAUACCAUUGAACCGUUCAUUGCCAGACAUAAGACAUUCAGGAUGUAAAAAAAAAAAGGAUAUAGAAUCUUUGCCGAGCGUCAGUGUGGUUGUACCGUUUCACAAUGAGCACUGGAGUACGUUGUUGAGGACAGCAUAUAGCGUGCUGUACAGAUCACCAGAGCAUCUCAUUAAGGAGAUCUUUUUGGUGGAUGAUGCUAGUACCAAAGAUUUUCUAGGGAAAGCAUUAGAUGAAUACCUAGAGGGGAACAUGCCUAAAGUGAAAGUGAUCAGACUGCCGAAACGCAGUGGACUGAUCACGGCUCGGCUGGCGGGCGCAGAGCGAGCGACGGCAGACGUCCUGAUCUUCCUCGACUCUCACACGGAGGCCAACGUCAACUGGCUCCCGCCCCUGCUAGAACCCAUAGCCCUGGACUACAGGACCGUGAUGUGUCCCUUCAUUGACGUGAUAGCGUUCGAUACCUUCGAGUACAGGGCUCAGGACGAAGGUGCCAGGGGAGCUUUCGAUUGGGAGUUCUUCUACAAAAGGCUUCCCGUCCUCCCUAAGGACGAAAAGAAUAUGCCCGAGCCCUUCGAGAGCCCCGUGAUGGCGGGCGGUCUGUUCGCGAUAUCGCGUGCAUUCUUCUGGGAGCUGGGCGGCUACGACCCGGGCCUAGACAUAUGGGGCGGGGAACAAUACGAACUCAGCUUUAAGAUAUGGCAAUGCGGAGGUCGGAUGCUGGACGCGCCGUGCUCCCGAGUGGGUCACAUUUACCGGAAGUUCGCGCCGUUCCCGAACCCCGGGCACGGAGACUUCGUGGGAAAGAACUACCGGCGGGUGGCCGAGGUGUGGAUGGACGAGUACGCGGAGCACCUGUACCGGCGCCGCCCGCACUACCGCCGCAUCGACCCCGGGGACCUCGCGCCGCAGAAGCGCCUCCGGGAGAAGCUCAACUGUAAGCCCUUCAAGUGGUUCAUGACUCAGAUAGCGUUUGAUUUGACGGCGAAGUAUCCGCCUGUGGAGCCUAAGCCUUUUGCCGAGGGAAAGAUCCGCGCGGUGGCGGCGGGGGCGGGGGGGCUGUGUGCGGACGCGGCGCACGGCCCGCAGCUGGCCGCGCUGCGCCUCGCGCGCUGUGACGUCACCACCAACGCAGAGCAACACUUCGUGCUCACCUGGCACAAAGAUAUCAGAUGUAAAACGCGGAACAUGUGCUGGGACCUCCCGGACUCGUCCCCCGGGAGCCCCAUAGUGUUGUACGCGUGCCACCUGGGGGGCGGGAACCAGCUGUGGAGGUACUACCCGGAUACGAAGCAGAUAAAGCACGGCGGACACUCGAACUGCGUGGACCACGACCCGGCCACGCUGCGGCUGCACAUCAGCCGGUGCGACGCCGCCGCCGACACGCAGCGCUGGACCCUGGACGCCGUGGACGCCGAGCUGCUCGCCGCCUGGGACGCGCGCCCCGACCGCGUCACCGGGCCCGCCCCCGAGCACUAGUCGGCAGCGUCAGCCGCUAGCACCAGCCGCUCGCACCAGCCGCUUGAUCCAGAAACUAGCACCAGCCGCUCGCUCCAGCCGCU
Messenger RNA from Bombyx mandarina (wild silkworm), 2265 nucleotides. Its product is annotated as polypeptide N-acetylgalactosaminyltransferase 10. Gene Ontology annotation, biological process: protein O-linked glycosylation. Lineage: Eukaryota; Metazoa; Arthropoda; Insecta; Lepidoptera; Bombycidae. Gene Ontology annotation, cellular component: Golgi apparatus. Gene Ontology annotation, molecular function: polypeptide N-acetylgalactosaminyltransferase activity. The record is from RefSeq and is a predicted model, not a curated record.